UCUUGCGACGUAGGUCCUUUCCGAUUCUACCUGUCGACUGUACAGGGUCGGGCUCGGGAAACGCAGAGGGUUUCCAGUUUCUUGCCUGCUACCCACGGAAAAAGCUGAAACUGAAGCUGACAGAAAUAAAAGCUUUGAUUGGUCAGUUCUGUUGACGUCAUCAUGACGGAUCCCAACGCGGAUGAGACUGUAAGGGAUUAUGGCCUGAGUCGGAACUUCAGCAGCGACAACUUCAAUGCCGAAGCCAGUGAUGCCCAUCGUCAGAUGAUCGGAGUCCGGUUGCCCAGGAGACAGCAGCGUCCUUCCCGUUCUAAUUCCAGUUCCAGACGACAUCGGGAACAAAAUGGCUACCCUAAAAACUCCGAUACUUCCGGUCCAAAUCCAGCUGAGAUUACAACAGGUCUCCCUGCUUCCCUAUCGCCAAGUGAGCACAUUCAGCAGAUUCUGGGCGAGAAUGAGGAGACUCAUGCCGUGUUCUGUCAGAUGGACACCCUUUACACCGCUCUUAAUGAGUACCAAUGGAGGGAAACAGCCAGAUGGGUGAAAUAUGAGGAGGAUGUAGAAGAUGGAGGAGAGCGCUGGUCUAAACCCCACGUUGCCUCGCUUUCGCUACACUCCCUGUUCGAGCUCCGGUCCUCCCUUUUAAUGGGAGCCGUGAUGCUUGACAUGGACGCCUUUCACAUCACCCAGGUUGCUGACCUCAUCAUAGAUCAGCUCAUCAAUGCCAAACUUCUUGAAAGCAACCUCCGUAACAACGUUAGAGCAGCAAUAAUCGCAAACCAUGCCCAUCAACAUCAAAAGCGCAGGCGCAGUAUGAUGCCAUCCGAACACGAAUCAAUGGCGGACUUCCGAAAACGUUCAAUGAAGAGGAACUUCUCUAGUCAAAUGUCUUUCAGAUCUCGCGACAGCUCAGCGAAGUUAAACAGAAAUCCAAAUAGCGUUCCUGAAAACAUCGGCGACAUUUUAACAGAGUCUGCGUCAUCUGCAAAGUUGAAUCAACAAUUUAUGAAAAAGAUUCCCGAAGGCGCAGAAGCAGCCAAUAUUCUGGUCGGAGAAUUGGAUUGUCUGAAGUACCAAAUCACGGCGUUUGUCAGACUGACCGAAGCAAGAUCUAUUGGAGAUCUGACUGAGGUCCCAAUACCAACCAGAUUCGUCUUCGUUCUUCUAGGACCUCCCGGAAGUCAAAACAAGAACGUGGAAAUGGGAAGAUCCAUGUCCACCCUUAUGGUUGAUGAGGUGUUUAGGGAAGUAGCAUACCGAGGCAAGAACAGACAAGAUCUCCUGUCAGGAAUUGACGAGUUUCUGGACCAGGUCACCGUCUUACCACCCGGAGAAUGGGAUCCAAAAAUCAGAAUAGAACCCCCAGACAAAGUACCUUCUCAGGAUCCAAGAAGACAACAAAAUGCCAAGGUACCAGAGGGCCCUAAAGUAGCAGCAGAGAUGAUUGAAGAGGAAGAAAGUCAUAUGGACCCAACCUUAGUUAGAACUGGAAAACUCUUCGGAGGAUUGAUAGCCGACAUCAAACGUAAGAUCCCAUGGUAUGCUAGCGACUUCAAGGAUUGUCUACACAUCCAGUGCGUUGCUUCCACCUUGUAUCUAUACCUGGCUACCUUAACACCCAAUGUCACGUUCGGAGGUCUUCUAGGAUUGGCGACAAACCAAUAUAUGGGUACCAUGGAAUGUAUUUUAACAGCUGCUAUUGUCGGUAUUCUUUUCGCCCUCUUUGCUGGUCAACCCCUAAACAUUCUUGGUAGUACUGGACCUAUGUUGGUUUUGGAAAUGAUUGUCUACAGCUUCUGUAUGGAUCAAGGCUGGGACUAUUUACCUUUCCGAGCGUGGACGGGAAUAUGGACAACGGUUAUCAUAAUGAUUGUCGUGGCCUUUGACCUCAGCGCUCUUGUACGGUAUAUCACAAGAUUUACGGAAGAGAGUUUUGCCUGCUUGAUUGCCAUCAUUUUCAUUUACGAGGCCAUCAAAAAAGUCAUCGGAAUCACGAAGAAGUACCCUGUUGACCUUCACCCGGAGAUGGAACACGUUUACAACUGCUCAUGCAUGCCGACUUUGGACAACAACUCUACAUUUUUCAAUACUACAGAUCUUACAAUGAGCGCUGGCCCUGCAUACGCUGUUGAGGCCACAACUAUGGGCUUCAUGAAUGCAACCACUAUGGACUACUCUUCUCUGAGCGAGGAAAUGUGCAAAAUGUACAACGGAACCAUGAUUGGACCAGACUGUAGUACCCAUCCUUACGUUGCUGAUGUCUUCUUCUUGUCACUCAUUUUGUUCGCCGGCACCUACGUCAUUGCAACCUCCCUGAAAGAAUUCAAGAACAGUGGAUACUUUCCAACCUUUGUUCGUCAAAUCUUCAGCGACUUUGCAGUGUUGAUCGCCAUUAUCUGCAUGGUUGGUCUUGACAUGGCAAUCGGAAUCGGUACUCCCAAACUAGAAGUUCCAGAAAAGUUCUCUCCGACCAAACCAGGCCGUCCAUGGUUCAUCAACCCCAUCAGCGACAAAAAUCCAUGGUGGAUCAUCCUGGUCACCAUUAUUCCUGCUGCUUUGUCCACCAUUUUGAUUUUCCUUGAUCAGCAAAUUACAGCUGUUAUCGUCAACAGGAAAGAGAACAAACUUCAGAAAGGGAAUGGAUACCAUUUGGACUUAUUCGUGGUGGGAAUAUGUGUGUUGAUCUGUUCUUUGAUGGGACUACCCUGGUACGUGGCUGCCACUGUCUCCGCUCUGGCCCACAUCAUGAGUUUGAAGAAGGAAUCAGAGUGCUCUGCCCCUGGAGAGAAACCUGUUUUCUUGGGAUGCCGAGAACAGCGCGUGACUGCUUUGGCUGUAGGAAUUCUUAGUGGAUUGUCUGUAUUCAUGACGAAAAUAUUGAAGGUCAUUCCUAUGCCCGUACUGUACGGAGUAUUCUUAUACAUGGGUGUUGCUGCCCUCAAAGGAAUGCAGUUCAUCGACCGUAUUGCGCUUAUCUUCAUGCCAAAGAAAUACCAACCCGACCACAUGUACCUACGUCACGUGCCAAUCAAGCGUGUCCACCUCUUCACCUUUUUACAGAUCAUUUGUCUUGGUGUUCUGUGGGUUGUCAAAAUGGUCAAAUCCAUCUCCAUCUUAUUCCCUGUCAUGGUUUUGGGUACCUGUAUUGUGAGAAAGUUGUUCGACUAUAUAUUUCAACAAAGAGAACUGAAAUGGUUAGAUGACUUGAUGCCUGAAGACAAGAAAAUGGCCAAAGAGGAUUUACUGAAGGCGGCAGAAGAAGAGCAAGAAAAGCUAUUGGAAGAAGAGGAGAAGAAAUUUAACUAUAAUGACAGAGUGAACAUUUCUGAGGAAGUCAACAAGACCGGCAUGUGGCUUCAAGUACGUCGUAGUUCUACCAGGGACGAUCACCACCACAAAAAUGACAGAAAUAAGAACAUGAAGAACGAAGAAAACACAGAGAAGAAAGGACAAAAAGCCGCAUUUUAUUUUGGAGAGAAUGCUUAAAUAUAACCGUUAACCUAGGACUUACUUAUAUAAGAAUUCUCUCUGGCGUCCUGUAAAGCACGUCUUCCAGACAGGUCGCUGAGAAAUUUGUGCAUGUCGAUAUAGUUUCUUUGUGUUAUUUGUGUUCGCCACCGACAUCAAUACUCGUAUAGUAUUAAAAAAACACCAUUAUACUUUGUGUACAGAUGACUAAUGGUAAAAAAGAUUUAGUUAAACAGAAAAUGGCUACUCCAACUGUAUUUUUUUUUUAGAAUUGACAAUGCAAUUAUUUUACAAGUGUAUUUUUCAGGUUAUAAAUUUUAAUGAUUUUGAUGGUGCUUUCAACUUAAUAACAUGCAUUUUAGAAGAAAUAAGAAUAGUUGCUUAUUGUAUAAGACUGAAAUUUUUGCACCUGAUAACUUCAAUUGCAAUAUAUUUCACUGGUCACAUUAGAGCAUUAUGAGAUCUACAAGAAUUGUAAUUUAAUUUAUAUACGGAAUAAAAGACUCGAAAUAUGAA
Saccostrea cuccullata (small rock oyster) is the source of this 3984-nucleotide messenger RNA. RefSeq names its product sodium bicarbonate cotransporter 3-like. Gene Ontology annotation, biological process: transmembrane transport; regulation of intracellular pH; monoatomic anion transport. Lineage: Eukaryota; Metazoa; Mollusca; Bivalvia; Ostreida; Ostreidae. Gene Ontology annotation, cellular component: plasma membrane. The record is from RefSeq and is a predicted model, not a curated record. The transcript is spliced from 23 exons. Gene Ontology annotation, molecular function: monoatomic anion transmembrane transporter activity; sodium:bicarbonate symporter activity; solute:inorganic anion antiporter activity. The coding region runs from base 163 to 3486 and encodes 1107 amino acids.